UAUAUGUUUGGCUGGAAAUUUAUUUUAACUAUGAUCCAUUCCAGGUACCCUCCUGCAUCGAUCAGAAAGCGUCUGUACGUUGCUCGUGUAGGCAAAAGGCGUUAUUUGUACACAGCACGUGUUGGAAAGUAG
This is a messenger RNA of Haemonchus placei, 132 nucleotides long. Lineage: Eukaryota; Metazoa; Nematoda; Chromadorea; Rhabditida; Trichostrongylidae. The record is from the annotation of a GenBank genome assembly.